Messenger RNA from Opisthorchis viverrini, 1837 nucleotides. RefSeq lists its product as hypothetical. The transcript is spliced from 7 exons. Bases 161 to 1729 code for a protein of 522 amino acids. The record is from RefSeq and is a predicted model, not a curated record. Gene Ontology annotation, molecular function: protein binding. NCBI's taxonomy places the organism in Eukaryota, Metazoa, Platyhelminthes, Trematoda, Opisthorchiida, Opisthorchiidae. Gene Ontology annotation, biological process: intracellular signal transduction.
AAGUGGUUGGAUCGAUUGGCAACGCCUGUACACGACUGGACAGGAAACUUUAAACUGCAGGUUUGUAUUCACUCGGACAUGGCUUCGCUGUCAUUCGUGUGUGAGACUUAUUAUUCACAAAUGUAAUCAACUGAUAGCAUUUCACUGGAUUCCAUAGAGGAUGACUACCAGCGGAACCGCGAUACCUGGUCUGGCGUUCUACGACGCACUCGUGAACAAUUCUUUGGUCGAGUUAAAACGAUGUGUUGAGCUCCACAAAAUCGAUUUGAAUGCGCGAUUAAGCCACGUACGGAAACGAAACCACACCGAUUUGUGUCCUGUACAUUUGGUCGCCUACAAGGGAUACUUUGCCAUGUUGCACUAUCUCAUUCAAAACGGAAUCAAUGUACACCAGCCGACCUUGACCCUUCAACGUCGAGCGGUGCACUUUGCUGCGUUGCGUCAUCAAGUCUCAUGUUUGCAGAUGUUGUUGAAUGCCGGUGCUCAACUGGACGCUCGGGAUACAUUUGGUAACACGCCACUGCAUUACGCCGCGGAAGAUGGUGACGGAGCUCUACUCAGCCUACUACUCAACAAUGGAGCAAGUGUGGAUUCACAGGAUAUAACAAACAAAACGCCGUUAAUGAAGGCCGCACGAAGUGGAAAACUCUGGGCCGUGCGACGAUUGAUUGCUUUUGGGGCGAAUGUCAAUGUAAAGGAUCGUAACGACGAGACCGCUUUGCAUUUUGCCUGCAGGCAAGGUUCCACGGAAAUCACAAGCAUGCUGAUCAAGCUUAAUGAUUUUUCUUUGUUCCUCAAGGCCGGAGCUCGUUUGAAUGCCCAAAAUCAAAUAGGUCUCACGCCACUUAUGGAAGCGGUAUCCUACAAUCAAAGGGAAGCAGUCAGUCUAAUGGUCAAACAGCGUGGUGUUGACCUCUACAAGCGCGACUUUUGCACUGGCGAUACGGCAUUGCAUAUCGCGGUAAAGAAGAAUUACAUACAUAUGGUGGAAAUUUUAUUACAAGCAGGAAACUGGUAUAUUGAAUACAACUAUAACAACCUCGGUGAAUCCUUUGUACACGAUGUGAUUGCUUACAACCGACUGGACUUACUGCGACUAUUUCUUGCCUACAACUAUGAUUUUGAUCGUCCCGCUAAAAGACUUCCCGCCUCCAUUCUUGGAGCCGUUGUGCCGGAAGCUUCCAGCAGCAGCAACACCACCGUUGGAGCAGGGGGAUCGUUUUCCAAUACAUGUGAAAAGUCACCGUUUCAACUGGCCCUGGAACGCGGACAUCUUGAUUUGGCGCGGAUUCUUGCCGAUGUUGGAUGCUAUCGCAUCAAACUGCCGAUAACAUCCGGUCCUUUUACCCUUCCCUUAUCCCUUUACACCACAUCCGCUUUGCAGAGUAACAACUCCACAACUUCCUGGCCAAACGUUGCCAGUCUUAGUAACAGUAGUUCAUUGGCCCGUCGCUACUCCGGUCUGCUUGAAGUCAAAUCCCUGAAAAAAUGGUGUCGACGCGCAAUCAGACAACUUUUAGGAUUUCGACUCACCGAAGCACUACCCCAGCUCCCACUACCCAUUGCCCUGAAAGAUUUCCUCUUACUACGAGAUAUCGAUUGGUACGUCUGCUGGAGUACGGCAAUGGCUCACCGUGGUUCCUCCAACACGUCCGAACUGGCAAUCAUUGUACCCCCACGAUAUACUACUCACUCACCUACUCAGAGGUCAAAUUCGACACGUACCUAAAAACCUGUCGAAGACCGACAGUCUCGAGCCACAACUACCUCGAACCCUGUCAAAACCUGUGUGUACACGCAUGCCAAAUUGGGCAACUGCUUAUCAGUUUAAUAUUAU